GAAGAAGAAGAAGGGUUGGAGGUGGUCGGCUAUGGUGGACGGGCGUGGGUGAUGGAGGAAGAAGAAGGGUUGGAGGUGGUUGACUAUGGUGGACGGGUGUGGGCGAUGGAGGAGGAAGAACGGUUGGGGGUGGUUUGCUAUAGUGGACGGGCGUGGGUGAUGGAGGAGGAAGAAGAGUUGGGGGUGGUCGGCUAUGGUGGAUGGGUGCGGGUGAUGGCGGAAGAAGAAGGGUUGGAGGUGGUUGGCUAUGGUGGACAGGUGUGGGUGAUGGAGGAAGAAGAAGGGUUGGAGGUGGUUGGCUAUGGCGGACGGGUGUGGGUGAUGGAGGAAGAAGAAGGAUUGGAGGUGGUUGGCUAUGGUGAACGGGUGUGGGUGAUGGAGGAGGAAGAAGGGUUGGAGGUGGUCGGCUAUGGUGGAUGGGUGUGGGUGAUGGAGGAAGGAGAAGGGUUGGAGGUGGUCGGCUAUGGUGGACGGGUGUGGGUGAUGGAGAAAGAAGAGGGGUUGGGGGUGGUUGGCUAUGGUGAACGGGUCUGGGUGAUGAAGGAGGGAGAAGGGUUGAAGGUGAUCGGCUAUGGUGGACGAGCGUGGGUGAUGGAGGAAGAAGAAGGGUUGGAGGUGGUCGGCUAUGGUGGACGGGUGUGGGUGAUGGAGAAAGAAGAGGGGUUGGAGGUGGUCCGCUAUGGCGUUCGAGAUUGGAGGAGCGGAAGUGACAGUGAAAGCUUAUCGGACACAACCUAACUCUUAACCCCAUGCCCCCGUUUCUACCCCGGGUGCCCGGCCACCUCAUACUAUCCUCGGAAGACACCGGUCACGUGAAAGAGGAAGGACUGAGCGGGGCUACGGGAUUGCAACACACACACCUACUCAUACCGCAGGUCACCGGUUGCAGCAAAGAGU
This is a messenger RNA of Chara braunii, 897 nucleotides long. The record is from the annotation of a GenBank genome assembly. Lineage: Eukaryota; Viridiplantae; Streptophyta; Charophyceae; Charales; Characeae.